Dracunculus medinensis (Guinea worm) is the source of this 351-nucleotide messenger RNA. Lineage: Eukaryota; Metazoa; Nematoda; Chromadorea; Rhabditida; Dracunculidae. The record is from the annotation of a GenBank genome assembly.
AUGUCGUUCGUAAUUGCUAAUGUAAUGAGUCAAAAUUUCAAUCACAGUAUCAAUGGCGUUCAGUGUACAAUAAUGGACGAAGAUUUAUAUCUUAACGGGCGAUUCGUUCGAAAACUUGCGCCAGAGGAGAAGGAAGCAUUAAGAAUUUAUAAUGAAAAUGUUGGCGAUUGGUUGAAACAACAGCAGGAACAAAUUAAUGAAGAAGUGAAUCAAAAAAUGCUUCAACUUCAAGAGAAUUUGAAUUUUUGGCCAUUUCAAGAGUCGUAUGAUAGAUUUCGUCGACAUGCAACGAGAACGCCUCGACGUGCUGGUUUCCAUUUUCCAAAAUUCCCUGACAUUUGUCAUGUUUGA